GUGUGCAAAAUUGAUUUGUUUGGAUUAACUGCGGAGGAAAAGGAGAUAAUCGGUGUCGUGAAAAAUGUGUCCGAGGCAAAGAGUAUCAAGAGCUUCGAUAUCUUCCACAUAUUAGCGGAAUAUAUCACGGAAUCCUGUUUGUUGGAUUUGAUAUUGCCGUUGAAGGAGGUGCUAGUGAAAACGCACUCGCAUAAAACAAUACAUAAAAUUGUGGAAUGCCUGCGAAAUAUAAGUCUAGGUUUGGCUGACAAUACUUACAUCCCGAUGGAAAAGAUGCUCAUAUUUCUCUACGGUAUUAUCUCGGAAAGUAUACCGGCUCUUAUGAGUGAGAAGGAAUGUAAGAAGCUCGCGAAGGAGGAAGCAAAAGUAUUAGAAUUCCGACAGAAACAGGAUUGUUUUAUUAUACCGCCAGAACCCAAAAGCAGGAUGGGUAUUAAAGCUGCAGCGAAAACCACUAAGAACGCUAAUGUUCACGUAAUGGUGGAAUUCGGUCUGAAGCUUUAUCAUAUCCUAUUGAAACGAGAAAAAGUUACC
Molecule: messenger RNA, 534 nt
Organism: Dinoponera quadriceps
Lineage: Eukaryota; Metazoa; Arthropoda; Insecta; Hymenoptera; Formicidae
Product: small subunit processome component 20 homolog
Exons: 1
Cellular component (GO): 90S preribosome; small-subunit processome; nucleolus
Source: RefSeq, a predicted model, not a curated record